GGAGCGGCAGCCCCCUCCCUUCCCCCGCUCGCUCGCUGCCGCCUUCCCUCACCGCGCGGCCGGGCUGCGCUGCCGCCGCCGCCUCCAUCUUGUCCCCCCGCCCGCCCGCCCGCAGCAGCAGCAGGAGCCGGAGCCGCCGGAGCGAGCGGGGAGCAGCGGCCGGGCCGCGGCGGGGGCAUGAGGAGGCGGCGCUGAGGCGGCGAGCCGACAUCUUGCCCCCUCCCCCGGCCCCCCCGGGUGUGCGCGCCCGGCCGCGCGCGGGGGAGGCGGCGGCGCAGCCCCGGAGCCGCCGCGGCGGAGGAGGCGGCGGCGGAGGAGGAGCGGGCAGGUAACGCGGGCCCCGGCGCCCCCUCCCGCAGCCCGGGGUCGCGGCAAGAUUUUCUGGGUUGCAGCUAUGAGGAAACCUCGGAGGAGGUCCCGGCAGAACCUCGAGGGGAGACGCUCUCCCUCGCCCUACAGCUUGAAAUGCUCACCCACCCGAGAGACUCUGACAUACGCCCAGGCCCAGCGGAUUGUAGAGGUUGACAUUGAUGGACGUCUUCAUCGUAUCAGCAUCUAUGAUCCUCUGAAGAUCAUCACAGAGGAUGAGCUGACAGCCCAGGACAUCACAGAGUGCAACAGCAACAAAGAAAACAGUGAGCAGCCCCUGUUCCCAUCGAAGUCCAAGAAAACGCCAUCUAAAGGCAAAAAGAAGGAGUCAUGUUCCAAACAUGCGCCAGGGACAUCUUUACACUUACCCCAGCCCAGCUUCCGGGUGAUGGACUCCUUCAGCCAGCCUGAUGCUCCUCCCCUGCCUGCAGCAUACUACCGGUACAUUGAGAAACCUCCUGAGGACCUCGAUGCAGACGUGGAGUAUGACAUGGAUGAGGAGGAUCUGGCUUGGCUGGAAAUGGUCAACCAGAAGAGGACGGAGGAUGGCUAUGGGUCGGUUUCUGCUGACACUUUUGAGCUGCUAGUGGAUCGACUGGAGAAGGAGUCCUAUUUAGAGAGCCGCAACAACGGGGCUCAGCAGUCCCUCAUUGACGAGGACGCCUUCUGCUGCGUCUGCAUGGACGAUGAGUGUCACAACAGUAACGUCAUCCUGUUCUGUGACAUCUGUAACUUGGCCGUGCACCAGGAGUGUUACGGCGUGCCCUACAUCCCUGAGGGCCAGUGGCUUUGCCGCUGUUGCCUUCAGUCCCCUUCCCGCCCGGUUGAUUGUGUUCUUUGUCCAAACAAAGGUGGAGCCUUCAAGCAGACCAGCGAUGGCCACUGGGCCCAUGUUGUUUGUGCCAUCUGGAUCCCAGAGGUCUGCUUUGCGAACACUGUGUUCCUGGAGCCCAUCGAGGGGAUCAACAACAUCCCACCCGCUCGCUGGAAACUCACUUGCUACAUCUGCAAGCAAAAAGGCAUGGGAGCUGCCAUCCAGUGCCACAAGGUGAACUGCUACACUGCCUUCCAUGUCACCUGUGCCCAGCGUGCUGGUCUCUUCAUGAAGAUUGAGCCCAUGAGAGAGACCAGUGUCAACGGCACGACUUUCACGGUGCGUAAGACUGCUUAUUGUGGGGCUCAUUCCCCACCUGGGACACUGAAAAAAGGGUCUCCAGCUGCUACCAGUGAGGGGGAGGAGGACAUUAUGAAGGAGGAAAGAGAGGAGGAGGGCAGCACUGGGCCCCCCAAGGGAUCUCUCAAGAAGAACAAAGUGAAGUUGAAACAGAAGAUCAAAAAGGAAGGUGGUGACCUGACAGAUGGACGCUCAUCUGUGCCACUGGUGAUGGUCACACAAAUCCCUUCUUACCGGUUGAAUAAGAUCUGCAGUGGGCUCUCACUCCAGAGGAAGAACCAGUUUAUGCAGCGGCUGCACAACUAUUGGCUGCUGAAACGCCAGUCGAGGAAUGGUGUGCCUCUCAUACGGCGCCUGCACUCUCACUUACAGUCCCAAAGAAAUGCAGAGCAGAAGGAGCAGGAUGAGAAGACCAGUGCAGUGAAAGAGGAACUGAAGUAUUGGCAGAAACUGCGGCAUGACUUGGAGAGGGCACGGUUGCUUAUUGAGCUGAUCCGUAAGAGGGAGAAACUUAAACGGGAACAGGUCAAAGUUCAGCAAGCUGCUAUGGAGUUACAGCUGACUCCUUUCAAUGUACUGCUGCGUACAACCUUGGACCUGCUACAGGAGAAGGAUCCUGCCCAGAUCUUUGCAGAGCCCGUUAAUCUGAAUGAGGUUCCAGAUUACCUGGAAUUCAUUUCCAAACCAAUGGAUUUUUCCACCAUGAGGCGGAAGCUGGAGUCCCACCUGUACCGAACCUUGGAUGAGUUUGAGGAAGACUUUAACCUUAUAGUUACCAACUGCAUGAGGUAUAAUGCUAAAGACACCAUUUUCCACCGAGCAGCUGUCCGGCUCAGAGACCUUGGAGGAGCGAUAUUGCGCCAUGCGCGACGGCAGGCUGAAAACAUUGGCUUUGACACUGAAGUGGGGAUUCACCUGCCUGAGUCGCCCAAAACAGAAGACUUUUACCGCUUUUCCUGGGAGGAUGUGGAUAACAUCCUUGUCCCUGAGAAUCGGGCUCACCUUUCCCUGGAGGCGCAGCUGAAGGAGCUGCUGGAGAAGCUGGACAUGGUGAGCACCAUGAGGUCCAGCGGCGCCAGAACCCGACGCAUUCGGCUCCUGAGACGCGAGAUCAACUCCAUCCGGCAGAAGCUGGCCCAGCAACAGAACAAGACCAUGCCGAAUGGAGAGUCCGCACCACGGGAGGAAGGGCUUGACAGAGUACUGAGGGGAGAGCAGGAUGAUGACGGGGAGAAAGCAGAUGACACCAAGCCCCCCCACCCCCCCACUCUGGAGCCCACAGGACCCGCACCCUCCCUGUCUGAGCUGGACUCUCUGCAGGACCCACCGAUGCUCAAGCCCAUUAGUGAAAGCAAGUCCUUGAGCCGGCUGCAGAAGCGCAUGAAAUCGGACGGCGAGCUCUUUGACAAGAAGACGCUGCAGAGGGAGAGCCAAGCCUUCCAGCGCUUGCUCAGUGACAAUGGCCUGAACGGCCUGGCCCUUCAGGCCACGGACACUCCUGCCAACCCUCCAUUCAGUGGUGUGGGCAGGCGGACAUCUGUCCUUUUUAAAAAAGCUAAGAAUGGGGUGAAGCUGCAGAAAGGCCUGGACUGCCCGCUGGAGAACGGAGAGGACCACAGCCAGACUGGACAGAUUUCCUCUUCUGGCACAGAGGGUGAGCGGCAAGCCAGGAAACGGCCACGGAGCAGGAGCUGCAGCGAGAGCGAUGUUGAGAAAUCCCCCAGGCAGUCAGGAGACACAGCAGGAGUGACCAAUGGCUUUGGGAAACACGUGGAAAGCGGGUCUGACUCAGAGUGCAGCUCUGGCCUUGGCAGCAGGCUGACAUUUGAAGCGUGCAGUGGUUUGGCUCCUCCGAAACGUAGUCGAGGGAAGCCUGCACUUUCUCGGGUUCCAUUCUUGGAUGGUGUGAACGGAGACUCUGAUUACAGCAGCUCAGGCAGAAACCUCUUGAUGUCCUUUGAGAGUCAGGCUGACCUGGAACCCUUGGAGCUUGUGUGGGCCAAGUGUCGAGGCUAUCCAUCCUACCCUGCCUUGAUAAUUGAUCCUAAGAUGCCACGUGAGGGCCUCCUUCACAAUGGUGUCCCCAUCCCUGUCCCUCCCCUUGACGUGUUGAAGCUGGGGGAACAGAGGCAGACAGAGGCAGGAGAAAAGCUCUUCCUUGUCCUUUUCUUUGACAACAAGAGAACCUGGCAGUGGCUUCCACGUGACAAAGUACUUCCCCUUGGAGUGGAUGAUACGGUGGACAAGCUAAAGAUGAUGGAAGGCCGAAAGACCAGCAUCCGCAAGUCCGUCCAGGUGGCGUAUGACCGAGCCAUGAUCCACAUGAGCCGUGUACGGGGAGACCACCCCUUUGUCACAUCACAUUACCUGUAGGGAGUCACAACAGCCUUCCCCUCUUUUUUUAAGCCCAGUGCUUGCACCUGGCACAGGGGACCUUCCGUGCACUGAAUGGCAGGGGAUUUCUCCCUGCCAGGAAGAGGGUGAUGGGGCGGGUGCUGCGUUUGGUCAUGUUCUUACGCAAGAUGCACUAUUCCUAGCAGUGUGAGCAGCUCCUACAAAGAGUACCCUGAUGUGUGCCAAAAAGCCUGCCCAGGUUCCUUCUGAAUGUGUCUUGUUGAAGAGCCGGCAGGAGAGGAAAUUAGGUAUUAGGUUGGAGCAUGUGGAAGAUGUGAGGAGGAACUGCCUUGUGAGAGCUGCACCUUGGCAGGAGCUGGGGUCAGUUUUGCAGUAGGGGAGGAGCUGCAAUCUGAUGGGUGGACUUCAGGCCCCAUCCUCUUGGGUUUUUAGUCUUCAACCAGCCCUGAGUAAUUCUCUGGAACCUCUCACCAUUGUAAAUAAACCGGUGUCCUUGAGUGGAACCCCCAGCUGGACUCGCUUGUGCCAAAUUUACAAUAACCAUCACCGGCCUUUUUAUUUUCAGUUUUUUUAAAACAUUGGUUGACCCACCACAUCAUUCUAAGUUCAUGGCCUGGUGUUACUGGCAUGACUCAUGCCUAUGUAUAUAAUCGGUUUUCCCGAGAGUUUCACCACCAUUAGAAAAGACCGAGACCAUAUUUUGAUAACCCUCCCUGGCCCCUGCACACAGAUGCACAGAGCUUUAAAUACAAAAAACUAACAAACAAAAGACCCAAUCUUCUAGGGUUUUGUGCAUUUCCUAGAAGAUUAUUCAAUAGUUUGAUGUUUUAAUUCUAAUUUUUGUGGCUUUAUAAUUACUCCAGGAACAUUUCCUGUUGCAUCCUAAUGCAGUAUCAUGUCUGGACAAAAUACUUGUUUUUAACCUAAUUUUAGAAGCACCUAAUCAGCUGAACCAACUUUAUGGACAUUAAGGUUGAUCAGGGUAAGAGGAAGACAUGACCGCUGUGUCCUUGUACGCACAGUCAGUUUAGAACAACUCAUUUGUGUGUCAGCUACCAGUUGCUUUCUCCCCUUUUUUUCUACUGAUGGUCCCUUCAAAGUUUUCUUUUAGUUUGGUUUGGAUGGACUUAAUUAAAGCUGUGACUGGAUUCCUGCUUACCAGAGCACAUUACCAUUUUGCCUUUUCACUUUCAACCCUUCUCUACUCUGCGGGUUUCCAGCAUCAUGAUCCACUAAAAUUCCACCCAGCUCUGCAGAUAACCCCGUUUUCCUUCUUUUGUAUUGCAAGAACUGGGACAGCUGACGUUUGAAAACGGAUGACAAUACCUUUCUUUUUUAUUAGCCAGGGACUCUUAAUUUCUCCUGCCUGUUCUGUUGUGUUUCAUUUUUUUCCCUUUAAAUUUUAAGAACCAAAGGUGCAGAGCAAGAUUGUAUCAUCAUUUUGCUUUUUAACUCAAUAUUUUUUUAUUAUUUUAACUUUUUCAUACUAAAGAGAAUGUGGGGACAAAAUAAUAAUAAAUAAAUAGGGGAAUAAUCACUGCCAUUUCUACUUGGUCUACUUUUUUAAAGUACCACUUCUUAUACAUUGGGACAUAGAACCACACUUUAGGGAAGAUACUUGUAACAUAUAAAGAUGGGGUAUAGGAUUUUGUAAAAAUAAUAAUAAUAAUAAUAAUAAUAAUAAUGCCUAAGGAGUGUGGAUAGGGAAGGAAGAUGUGUACAUAGUUGUAAAAUACUGUUCUAAAUUAUUCAGGCCUAUAGUCACCAUUCUUGAAGUCCUCAGUUGUGUUGCUGGGUCUUUUGUAUGCACAGUGUAAUUUAUUUAAAGGAACACACACUUUUUUCCAGGUAGUAGCUCAGCUGUGGACUUGUGACCUGUGUAUAACUGUUUGGGGAUUUUUUUUUUCCUUUUUUUUUUUGUUUUUUUUUAAAUGACAUUUUAGAAUUUGGAUUGGCUAAUAUCCUGCUGUUGCUACGGGACCUAAACGUUACUGUCAGUCUGCUGUAAAGCACAGAUCGCUCUAUUUAUUGUAGAAAGUGAGUUUAUUUGCUUUCUAGAACUGUUUAUAUCAGAUGGUAUAAGAGAGGUAAUAAGAAAAUCUAUGCUUGUAAAGAAAAAAAAAAUGCUAAUUUUACCUACUAUAAUCUGACUGUCUGAGACUAUAUUUUCUCUCUGAGAAAUAAAUGUUCUAAUGUAAAA
Alligator mississippiensis (American alligator) is the source of this 6098-nucleotide messenger RNA. RefSeq names its product bromodomain and PHD finger containing 3 (gene BRPF3). Gene Ontology annotation, biological process: regulation of transcription by RNA polymerase II. The transcript is spliced from 13 exons. Bases 395 to 3916 code for a protein of 1173 amino acids. Gene Ontology annotation, molecular function: protein binding. The record is from RefSeq and is a predicted model, not a curated record. Gene Ontology annotation, cellular component: MOZ/MORF histone acetyltransferase complex. Lineage: Eukaryota; Metazoa; Chordata; Crocodylia; Alligatoridae.